AUGAAGAAACAGAGGUGUCCCAUGCAGAUGUUUCCUCAUGAUCUGAGUUGCUUCACAGCCAGUGGACCCUUCUCUCCGAAGAGACCUAAUUCUUUGUGAACCCUCUGCAUGGCAUGGCAAGGGGUUUUCUGGCCCAAACAGUGACGGUGGUUUCUCUUACUGUAACAGUUUCUGCUACUGCUGCUCAGUCUUCUUAUUGCCGCUAUCUCCACCCAUUAUUCCAGUCAACCAGGAAUCAAGCCAUUUGCUCACCUUCAGGACACUGGUUCCACAAUAACGCUGCUAGAAUGUCUUGUUAUAAACAUCCAAGACAAAAUAUGCACAACAAAGCUAGGACCUCCCCCUAUCCAGGGUCAAAGGUCGAGCGCAGUGAAGUGCCCAAUAAUAAGGUGGACUGGUUGACCGAAUGGGAGGACUACAGCCCUGUUGAAUACACCGCACGCUCUGUUUUGGCAGGACCUCAAUGGGCAGAUCCAGAGAUUGGGAACAAAAAUUUUUCUCCCAAGUUCAACGAGAAAGACGGGCAAGUGGAGAGGAAGAGCCUGAGCGGCAUAUAUACGGUUGAAAAUGGAAGGCCCAGGAAUCCAGUGGGCAGAACAGGAAUAGUCGGUCGAGGCCUUUUGGGUCGUUGGGGGCCAAACCAUGCCGCAGAUCCUCUGAUAACUAGGUGGAAGAGAGACAGCAGCGGCAAUAAGAUGGCUCACCCAGUUUCUGGCAAAAACAUUUUGCAGUUCAUCGCUAUCAAAAGGAAGGAUUGUGGGGAAUGGGCCAUCCCAGGGGGCAUGGUAGACCCAGGGGAGAAAUUAUCUGCUGCGCUGAAACGAGAAUUCGGUGAGGAGGCUUUGAACUGUCUGCAGAAAUCGGGUGCCGAGAAAGAAGAGCUGGAAAAGCAGCUGAAUAGGCUUUUCAGUCAGGAUCAUUUUGUGGUAUAUAAGGGGUAUGUGGAUGACCCCCGUAAUACAGACAAUGCAUGGAUGGAAACAGAAGCGGUGAACUACCACGAUGAAUCUGGGGAAGCCAUGGAUAACUUGCCCCUGGAAGCUGGGGACGACGCUGGGAAAGUGAAAUGGGUCGACAUUAGUGACAAGCUUAAGCUGUACGCCAGCCAUGCUGACUUUGUCAGGAUGGUAGCAGAGAAAAGGGAGGCUCACUGGAGUGAACUGCCUGAUCUUGGGUGCCACGGUGGGGCCGAGAUCAAAGGAUGAACAUAGCCAUGAAAUAUCGGGUGCCGGUUCAGCAGAGGGAUGAAGUGUGAGUGCUGUUUUGAGAGAAACUAGUUUACUGCAGAAAGCGUAAACAGCCAGAGUUUUUAUUUAUGUCCCCUUGAUUUCAGUGGGAUACAUUUAAGCACCUGCUUAAAACUUCUGUGGAAAUUCAAAAUGACUUACAAGUGCUCAAUUUUUGGCUGCAUUCUUCUUAGCAGGAAAUAUUAUCCCAAUGAUUGAAUAAUAUGUCUUCUGCUUCCUCUGUGCUCUUCAUGUACAGAGAAGUAAUAUGGGAUGUGAGAAUGUGAUUUAAAAAAAAAAAGACAUGUUAUUGAGAAGCAAAACCCAAAUUACAAAAGUCCUCGUCGUUUUUUAGUGGUUUACAUGAUCUUGCUUUUGAUAUAAUUGUGAGUUUCAAAGGUGGGAGAAUUUGGGUGCUGGAAGUGCACAGCUGUCUUAUUUUUACUCUUCCUCCUCCUUUUCCAUGGCCAGAUAAGCUUUUCAGACCCACAGAUCUCUUUCUGUUCUUGUGCAGCAUCACUGAGUGUCAAGCAGUCAUGAUUUCUGUACCAGUUUGUUGGCCAUGGAUCAGUCUCUUUUUCUAGGCUGAUGCUGAUCUAACGUUAGGGAGAUAAAACCUUGCACUGUUGCCAUUCCCAAACUCAUCAAAUACAAUCUCAAAAGUAAUUCAGGAGCCAAAACUUUGAGCCAGAGCCUGAACUCUUUCCGUAUUGAUCACACAAACCACCAGCAAGGCCUGAGAAGUACAAGAAAUUAACAACAGUCCUGGCAUCGUAUUUCACUGCAUUGUCAUCAUGGAGAAAUAAAUACAAGAACUAAUCAGAAGAAAAUGGAACACAGGUUUUUAACCCCAAGCGACUAUGAAUGCAACUUAGUAGGAAAAGUCAUUCAUAUAGACACAAAACAUAACUUAGAAUUGAAAUGCACUUGCAAUAUUUUGUUGUUGUUGUUGAUUUUAAGAUUGUAACCCGGGUUCCAAACCUGGGGCCUACCUGAUUUCCUCCUCUGGCUGAGCACUUCCUACAGCUCCAGAGGGACCUCUGAGAUUCAAGAACAGGGUUGUUAGACUAUCCAGGGUCCUCAGAAGCUGUACUAGGGAUACUGCCCUUUAGCUCCCAGCUGCAGAAAUUACUUGCUUGAACCCACCAGCAUUUUAAAAGUGUUUACGAGUUCCCAUGACCCCAGCACUGAGGUGAUUGUGACCUGCCUUCGUCCACUGUGCAGGCUGACCUUGUUUCCCAAGUGACCAUUUUGGGUGUCUUUGUGCCGCAGCAUGCCUACAAAUAAAUUUUCAGGCUUUAGAAACUGCUGCUGAUUUUGCAGACAUCACGCAAAUCCAGUGCAUUGCCACUAUCACAAAUCUAAUAAUGUUAACAGGCUUCGCAUCCUCUGUCUCCUUCAGUGUUUUACUUUUCUUCUGAAGUUGUUUUGAUGGUCAGUUAUGUACCCUGCUGUAUGUCUUGUCAGCCAGCAGCUGUUUUCUACAGUGUAGAACACGCCAAAGCAGAACGCUGUAAUAAGUCAUAAAAAUACAAAACUGUGUGGCCCAAAAAUCGUUUAUAUCACAAUAAAUUGUAUUCAAACAUAUCUCACAAAACAAUCAAAAGUGCAGAAGGAUGAAUGGAGCCCAGCUCCAGCAAGAAUAUCUCAGUUCAAUUAGUCCCGUUCUGACAGAAGAUAAAAUAAUGCGGCCAUAAACUCCAAGCCCUUACAAGGAGGGAAAAGGCUCAAAAGAGCACCAGUGAAGUGAAAGUCCGUUCUGAGGGGCAGGUGGGGCAACAGCAGCAACUCUUCACCUCACUCCUCUUCGCUCGCCGGAGAACUCCAACAUCAAACUCUCAACGCGUCUGUUGACUGUUCUUGCUGUGUAUUUCGAAGAACUGCCCUAAGGCAGUUCACACUUUAUCAAGAGCAAAAUGGUACAUGACUUUCAACUGCACUUCACAAAUUUCAUUCCAGGCAAAUGCUUUGGAGUUCUCCGGCGACUGAAGAGUGAGGUGAAGAGUUGCUGCUGUUGCCCCACCUCCCCCGUGGAACGGACUUUCACUUCACUGGUGUUCUUUUGAGCCUUUUCCCUCCUUGUAAGGUGCUCUUUUGAGCCUUUUCCCUCCUUGUAAGGCUUGGACUUUAUGGCCACAUUAGUUUAUCUUCUGUCAGAACGGGACUAAUUGAACUGAGAUAUUCUUGCUGGAGCUGGGCUCCAUUCAUCCUUCUGCACUUUUGAUUGUUUUGUGAGAUAUGUUUGAAUACAAUUUAUUGUGAUAUAAGCGAUAUUUGGGCCACACAGUUUUGUAUUUUUGUUUUCUACAGUGUGAAUUGAGUCUUGGCUUAUUCACUGCUGAAUAAAUCACUCAAUUUUCAGUUUUCUGUUAUCCCUCACCUUCUGUGUACUCUGCCUUCCUUUGAUUAGGUUUGCUUGAUUUUCUCCUUCUCCCACACAAUGACACAAAUCUUAGGACAGCACUGUAACUACUAUACCACAUGGACCACUGAUGUUAUGUAUUGCACAGUGCCAAAACAUCAAGAUGGGAUGGGGUGGGGGAACGACAGUAUGCUUCAAAAUGGAUUGUAUGAAUUUCUGUCUCAUUGCAACCAAGUAAUAAAAACAACUCUGUGAUGCUGA
This is a messenger RNA of Heteronotia binoei (common prickly gecko), 3849 nucleotides long. RefSeq names its product nudix hydrolase 9 (gene NUDT9). Bases 114 to 1205 code for a protein of 363 amino acids. Gene Ontology annotation, molecular function: ADP-ribose diphosphatase activity. The record is from RefSeq and is a predicted model, not a curated record. Gene Ontology annotation, cellular component: mitochondrion. NCBI's taxonomy places the organism in Eukaryota, Metazoa, Chordata, Lepidosauria, Squamata, Gekkonidae. The transcript has 8 exons.